Messenger RNA from Lymnaea stagnalis (great pond snail), 11574 nucleotides. The record is from the annotation of a GenBank genome assembly. NCBI's taxonomy places the organism in Eukaryota, Metazoa, Mollusca, Gastropoda, Lymnaeidae.
ACUACCUUUCAAAAUGGCUGACAUGACUACGUCGUACACAACUCCGAAUAGAGGAGAUACUUUUUCACUUGAUUUAAAUUAUGUCCAGUCGUCAGGCUCUGUUACAAAUCCCCAUGAAUCACAUGCAUCUUUAGAAAGUCCCCAAAAAUAUAUGCCAACACAAGAUGAGUUUCAAUUUGUGGCUGGUAGUUCCACUGCAGGUAAUUUGUGUGUGCAGAUCAGGUUGACAUUUAAUAAUUUAAUAAUAAUUAUUAAUUUGAGUAGUUUUUAGUUUUAUUGUCAGUGGAAUGAUUUAGACUGCAAUGAGUAUUUGAAUUAUAACUGUUGUACCCGACUUUACAAAACGCAACUGAUUCAUUCUUAGGGUAUUAAUUAAAAAUGACGUUCCUAUAAUGUUAUUUAAAUUAAUGAUUAAUAUAUUUAUUUAAUGAAGAAUUCCUAAUGCCUAAAACUUACACUUAACUUGGAUGGAAUAGGAAAAUUUUAACUGAUAUUAGGUUAUUUGAUAACUGGCCAUGCACCAAGCCAAAUGUGUAUGUUUUAAAAUGACAGUUUGUUAUAAGUUAUAGCACACUUUUGGCAUGGGAUUUUUGUUGACCUCUGUUAAUUUCACUUUUCGUCUUAGUAGGUAAAAAAAAAAAAAUAAUAAAAAUAUUGUUUUUUUAAAAAUGAAUUUCAAAGAAAAAAAUGAAACUAGAAUCAACUUUUUAGUUUUAGUAUUUUUUUAGUUCUGAAUUUUGAAAUUUACAAUUUUUUAAUCCACCACUUGAGCGUCGGCCAAGAAAAAAACCAGUGGUUCCGAUUUGAAGGGCUAUUUAAACAAUUAUUCUUAUAUUGAUAAGAUCCAAAAUGAUGGAAAUGUUUUUUAUGACUUGGUACAUAUUCAUUCCGGCACGUAUAUAAUACCGGUAAGAAUAACACAAGGCAAUUUUUCAAUAUGACAAAACUAAAAUAAUUUUUAAAUAGAAUAAUUUAAACAAUUUAAUGGGUAAAAAUGAAAUUAUGCAUAGUUCAUGAAAACCAUUUCUUACUUGGUUUAUAUUGGCUAAAGCCGCCCACCUGAUACAAUCAGUGAUCCUGGAAGUAUAAAUCUUUCUAUGCACUCUUGUAAUGUUGUUGCAUUUCAGUCUGGCACUUCAAUAAGAAAAUAGCACCCAUUCUCUCUUUCCACGCAACCGAAAACACAGUGGCCCUCUCUCAACUGUCCAAGGUGGUAUUUCCUGUAGAAAUAUUUUGUUUCAAUUUCAACUACAAUGGAUUCUCCUUGAUUGUCGAAACCCCCAAUUUCUUGAUCGUCGAAAUCCCCAAUUUCAGAUGCAUUCGCAGCCAGCCAGAUUUCACACUCCUCCAACAUAAAAUUUCACCAGUCCAACACAGUAGUGACAUUUGCAACAUCACCCUCGCUUACCAUCUGCAACUGUGGCAUAUCAACACCAGCAGUAAACUAAAGUAGUAAUUUGCAAGAUGCUGAGGUGACUUCAAGCAAAGAAAGAGCCUUCUUGUAUUGUCUUUCUGUAACUGCAUGCAGCAUAGGCCCACCUGAGACCAUCCUGUCCUUGAGCAUAUCUGUUUAACCUACACAUCCCAUUGCAGACACUACAUGUCAUACGUUUUUUAAAGGGCGUUGACGCACACACCAUCUUAGUGCUGAAUUAUGGUCUGACAAAUUCGGCAGUAGUGUGGACAGCCACCAUACUUCUUCGUUUCGUAUCUGAUCAGUAUUAAAUACUUUGUGCAUCAGCAUUAUUUGUAGUCUUUCCUCUUUUUCUUCCUGCCUUACGGUAGCUUAGUAAUAAUUAAUUAAAUGUAUUCUGCUAAAUAACUUUAUACGAAAGCGGAACUUUUAACAGACACCAAUAUAAGAAUAAUUGUUUAAAAUGCCCUUCAAACCGGAACAACUGGAUUUUUUCUUGGCAGAUGCUCAAGUGGUAGAUUACCUCCAAUUCAUUUUUUUUUACUCUGGACUACACGUCCACAUUUUAUGAGCCCAUUCCGCUGAUUGCGUUGUGUGCAAUAAAUCUUGAUUUUAUGAUACUUUAUACACCUUUUAUUUUCAGAAUGUUUAUUAAAAAGUAAUUAAUUUUAAUAAUGUUAUGCAGACCUGCCAACCCUUCCAAUUUUGUCUGAAUUAUACAGAUUUUUUACCCCUAAUUCUGACCUUCCGACAAUCCCCUUAAAAUUCAGAUUUUCCAAACAUUAAAAUUUUUCACCUGUCUUAAAAAUCCGAAAGUGACAUUUAAAAAAACGGGUAUGUCAGGAAGUAGAGCAUUUCGAUGAUGCCACUUCAUUUGUUUGUUUUUUUGUUUUGUUUUUUACGAAGUGUCUACCUGUUCGGCAACCGAACGAAUAAGUUCUCGAGAUAUUCAUCCAGCUAUUCCAUCAAGUCACAUGACCGUCGUAACAAAGUUGCACGAGAUAUUUGUCCGUCAAUCUUGUGACGUGGCCACUAAAAGUCUAUCAGAGUUUACGAUAUUUCAUUCCAACAAAUUCAAGUUAGUCUGGACAUUUACAUGGAAAAUAAAUAUGUUCAAUUCUACAAAAGAAAUGCUAGAACCAUUGCUGAUAUAUAUAUAAUGAACAAAUGGUUAAAAAGUGACAAUGUUAAAUAAAGCGCGACAUGCUCGCCGGAUGAAUAUCUCCCGCACUAUUUGUCCAGUUAUCAGAUGUGUAGACACAGCCUUGUUUUUAUCGAAGCGAAAGCAAUCUAUAAAUCAUUCUUCAAUCACCAAUUGAUCCGAUCGUGAUUCAUCCUUUUGCUAGGCUAAAAAAUAAUUCUGUUGUGACUUUUUUUUGUUAAAGCUUUUCUUCAUUAAAUGGAUAAAUCUAUUGAAAAUUGUGGGUUUAAUAUUGAGAAACAUAUUUUAAUGAACAAAAAGCAGUGAAUCUACGACAUCCAUGUCUAAUUUGUUUGCUAAAGAGUCAUAUGAUUCAAUUAUCAGAUCGGAAGUUUUAUUUACUAACUUUCUUAUUGAAGUAAAUAUUUCUCUAGCCAACUCCGAUCGUUCUAAUGUCAGAGUCAAAGAUAUGUUUCCAGACUCACAGAUUACUAGAAGAUUGUGAAGGAAAAUUACAAUGAAACAAGGGCUGUCAUGAAAGCUGAUACUCUUUCUAACUUGCUUGUAAAUAAAAUCAUUUGCAAUGCUAACCUUCAGUUGUCUAAAGAGCUGUUGGACAAGUGCUAAAGGGCCUCUAGGGAUAUGCUGGAAAACUGAACUCUUAGCGGCCUAUACACAUACAAAUGUAAAUAAAAUGGAUAUUCUGUUCUGUAUCUAUCUGUAUAUAAACAUUUCCAGUAAUGUUUUUCUCAUGUUCUAUGGUGUUCUGUGGACUCUUCAAAGGCAAUGGAGGUAACUUUAUAUUUAUUUAUUUCCUAAAAAAAGGCUUGUGCAUUACUAUGUAGAUCUUAAAUCAAUGCCCGCCCCCCUUCCCCCGUGCACCCCUCUACAGGUUUUUUUCCUUCGCAGGUUGGCAGGUCUGUGUUAUGCAAUUAUAAAUAAAUUGAAACUUAUCUAACUAUGCAUAUGUAAAUCAAUAUCAGUAAAUUUAAUAAAAGAUAUUAAUUAAUGGCUUUUCUGUUUACCAAGUCUACGGCGUCCAUUUUAUCAGUAUAUAUUAUAUACUAUAUAGUCUAUAUAAGGAAACGCAUCCCCUUAUUGCUAAAAUACUGUUUAGGGGCUACCUAUUUUGACUUUCAACGUUGCCACAUUAAAGCUGUCCCUGACCAAUGGUUUAAUAGUUUUUCACAUAGCAAACUCUUAUGAAUAAAAAUCUGAGAUAGUACUAAGGUAUAGCCAUUAUGCAAGUGGCUGUGAAUGGUUUUCCCAAUACAACAUUUUGCACAUGGCAAAUUAUGGUCAUUUAUAAUAUGAUCUCUACCGGGUUUAUAAACCUAUAAUUAAGAAACUCUUGUUUCAAUACUUUCAAAGUUCACUUUGAAACAUAAUUUAUGCAAAUAUUUUAAUGUAAAUAGAGGUAAUAAUUGAAUAUUUGUCAAGUAUCUGCAUCUUCUGCCAUUAAAAAGGGGGCAUGGUCACUUUCAAGUGAAGUUGGGUAGAGCGACCUACAUAGUAUACUACUCAAAAUUGGAAUCAUUGCAUCUCUUGUAUUACACAAAGCUCUUUGAAAAUUGACACACUUGUAGAUCAAUAUAUGCACAAUAAAUCUGAAAAUGGCAUAUAUUUAAUUUCAACUUAAUCUUAAUGGUGGAAAUUGCCUUUAUUUCCCCACAGAUUUUCUUAAAGUUGAUUGAUUGUAAAUGAAAAAAAAAAGGUUUGGAGGAAAAACUAUAACUUCAUUUUUUCUUUAAGGAUUAGCAAAUGAAAUGUGCAGUUUUAUUGCAUUAUACAUAAUAGUUUCAUUGCUUUAUGUUUGUGAUAAUUUAAAUCAAUGAAAUCUUGUAUUUUCAAUGAACAAAAAUUUGUUUUUGGUGCAAUAUUGGGCAAAAUUGCCCAAAAUAGCUAAAAUCCAGAAAUUAUCACCAAUCCAGAAGGUAUUCAAGAUAGAAACUAUGAACUGAUAUUUUAAUAUAUUCUUAUUUAAUUAGUUUACUGGAACAAAAAUUAUUGCUACAGAAAAAUUCUUUAUUUUAUUAAGCAUAGUCACUCGAAGCUACAUUUGCAAAUUGUAUAUAAUACGUUGUAUUAUAUACAAUUUAAAUAGGCUUCUAUACUCUAUUGUCUGACUAUUUUAUCUGCAAGUCUGUGCAAAUAAAAUAUCUGUCAAAAGUUAUUAAAAAAGGCUUGUAUUAAUUAUUUUAAAAAACUUUCUUUAGUUAUUGUGUUUUUAAAAGUUAUUUGACAUACUUUAUGUUUGUAAUUUGGUUUGUAAUGAUAAGUUAUAAAGAAAAAAGUGUGAUCUUCUCCAGUAUAGACUAUAAUAGGAUUUAUCAUUAACAUUUAUCUCUAUAGGGCAAGUAAAAUUAGAAGGUUCUAUGGACCCCAACUUACCACCUGCAGGAGGUGAUGCAUAUGGCGUUAGGAAACGUGGUGUCACUUCAUCAGUUUUAGAGUCUAGAGGUUUUGGGUGGCUACUUGAAGAGGAAGAUCCAGAAGAAGAAGAUCAAAGACCAUUGUUGUAUGUAUAUGCUACAUAAAACAUAUUAUUUAUACCAACCCUAUUGUUGUAUGUUUCUGCUACAUAAAACAUUGUUGUAGGUAUCUGCUACAUAAAACAUAUUGUAGUUUGUAUCUGCUAUAUAAAACAUAUUUUGGUAUUUUUCAUCAUACUUUUAUCAUGUUUUUUUUUCCACAUUUACUGCAUUUAAAAUAUAUUGUUGAAGUAUUAGAUUUUGACAAUAUAUUUAUGAGCAUUCCUGGAUCACAAAUGAAUAUUGAGUAUUAAAAAGGGCAAAAAUAUUUUAAUUUCAGAGAGGAACUGGAUAUUGACCUAAAAGAUAUUUACUACAAACUGAGAUGUGUACUGUUCCCACUGCCUCAGUUGGGCUUCAACCGUCACAUUGUACGAGAAAGUCCAGACUUUUGGGGGCCUCUUAUUGUGAUACUCCUUUAUGCUAUUAUUUCAUUAUAUGGGCAGUUUAGGGUAAGUAAGUGUAAGUAAGUGUGUUGUAAAAUAUUUCUCAGGUGCAUCAAGUUUGCUGGGGCUUUAUUUUUUAUAAAAGAGCUUUUUGGUCAAUUUCAGCAAAAUGGAUUUUAGUUAAAAUUUACUGAUGGAUCAAGAUAAAGUACAAGACAAGUUGAUACCUUCAGAUACUACCAAAUAAACCGAGUAGGAUAUUCUGGCAUCAAUGUGCUGAUGGUGUAGGCUUCGCAGGAUGAAAUCACAAGGCCUGGGAUUUUUCUUUAGGAGGAGAAGCUGGUUCCCUAGACAGCCAAUCGCAUCCCUCCAUGCACCUGGAUAACCCAACGGAACAUCAUGUGGAUGAUACAGCUUGGCUCCCUUAGUGUCACAGGGAUUGCCGGAAUGUUUCAUUGUGUCAGUAUUAUCCGCCUUCGGGACUCCAUCUCCGGGUCUGAAUUCAGAGUUUUCCUUCUCUUAGAUGAGUUGCCGUCCAAGGCUAACGAGUGCCAUCCACCCGGGGUGCUUGGGAUGUUUUCGCUUGUGUAGGCUUUGGUGGGGAUUGAACUCCAGACCACCAGCUUUUGUGCAUUGUAUGAUAGUGUGAUAGAUUUAUAGCUAAAAGACUAGACCUAAGAAUGGUUAAAGUUACCAUCAAGAUGUCAUUGGUAUAAUACUACUCUGUGCAGGUAAAAAUUUCAAUGUUUGAAAAAUUAUUACUUAAACACCGGUUUUAUCAAUGGUUAUAAAAAAAGUUAAUUUAAACACAGCAUAUUUUUUUUAUGGCAGGUUGUGUCAUGGAUUCUCACAAUAUGGCUUGUUGGAUCUUUAAUGGUUUUUCUAUUGGCCCGUGUUUUGGGAGGCGAGGUAAGGAAAUGAAAUACAUAAAUUUCUGGUCAGAGAAAUAACUAGGUUGUACAUCUGAGUCUGUGUGAAUGGGCUGCGCUUCGACACCAUACAACAGCAACCAUGGUUGACCAUCAAGCUCCACAGAUUUUCUUGGGUUUUAAAAAAAGCAGAUUUCAACUUAAAUAUUAAUUACUAGACUCAACCAUUUUUUUUUUUAAAAAUAGUAGUUUUGUCCAUGUAAUGAUGUGUGCCUCAAGAGUUGUGAAGAUGAAAAAGUUUUUUUUUAAAGCAAUUUCUGUGCCAGCUCUAAUUUUAUUUAAGUAAAUAUUAUAUGUAUAGAUUGAACAUGCUCUCAUGUUAAUAAGAUUUAGUUACUUUUAAAACAGGGGCAGUUUAGUAUAAAUAGUGCUACUGGUAUUAUAAAACAUAAUUCCAGAAGGAAUAAGAAAUUACAUUCAAGCUAACCCCUCCCCCCCCCCCUCCAUCUACAUUAUGCCCAAUAUCUAAUAAGAUUUAGUUACUUUUAAAACAGGGGCAGUUUAGUAUAAAUAGUGCUACUGGUAUUAUAAAACAUAAUUCCAGAAGGAAUAAGAAAUUACAUUCAAGCCAACCCCCCCCCCCCCCCCUCCAUCUCCAUUAUGCCCAAUAUCUACCACUGCUGCAUCAGUUGUUUCUUUAAAAGAUUCAGCUACCAUUUUAUUCAUUGGCCCCUAUUUUAUUUUAUCGACUUUUUUCACAGAUGUACAAAUAUUAGAUGGAAAGACAACUUUCUAUACCCUUUAAAAUAUUUUAUACUACUUAAAACGUUUUAAAAGUAAAGUUGGUUAUUGCUUGUUACACUGCUGGCUUUCGGUAGCUGGCCUGCAUAAUCAUCAUAUUGUAAAAAAAUUUAAGAAGACAGAUAUAAAGUAAUCACCAAAUAGUGCACCGAUCCCUACUGAAGUUUUGAUUAAUAAAUUCUUCCUCCUUUUACUCUAAAUAGAUUGAGAAGCACUGGUUUAAUCUGUUUGAUAAUAUAUUUGUAAAGAAUGUUCAUUGUUAAUAGAUUUGUAAAGAAUGUUCAUUGUUAAUACAUUUGUAAAGAAUGUUCAUUGUUAAUACAUUUGUAAAGAAUGUUCAUUGUUAAUACAUUUGUAAAGAAUGUUCAUUGUUAAUACAUUUGUAAAGAAUGUUCAUUGUUAAUACAUUUGUAAAGAAUGUUCAUUGUUAAUACAUUUGUAAAGAAUGUUCAGCUAACUCUUUGAGUGUUUCCUGUUAUGUAGGUCUCCUAUUCACAAUGCCUUGGGGUCAUUGGCUACUCAGUGCUGCCUUUGUUUGUAAUUGCCUGCAUUUUGCCACUGGUUCAUUCAUAUCAUUAUUUGAAUAUGGCUUUUAAGGUAAGUACAAAAAAAAACAACUUUAUUUUAUUCUGCAUUAUAAAUAUUUUAUAAAGCGGUUUUGUAAUUUUUUUUACUCCUUUUUUAAAAAGACUUUCUCUCUACUCGCAUUUCCAUCUUGUGGUGGAGUAAUCUUUUGCGUGUCCCAGUCGUUCUCAUGCAGUGUUCACCUGUUGAACGGCUGGAGAAGAGUCAGUAGUGAAGGUCAGAUAAGAGCACUGGUAUUUUGGGGAAGGGUACUUUGGAAGGGGUUGAUAUUUUUAUUUUUAUCCUUGGGUAAAGAGCUAAGACACUAUAGCCAGGUAUUUUUAAGCAUUCAAUGUUUUUAUUAAAAAAUUCUUCUUUUGCCGAUUAUAGGCAGGUUAAAAUUUUUAUACUCUAGUGUAGUUUUCUUCGCAGAUUGCAUUUUAAGAAAUUUUAAACAAUUUUCUACUUUUUAGUGAUACUUGUCUUUGAUAGCAAGUCUUUGUGAAAAAUGUUAUUCUUACUGAAUUCUUUGUUAUAGAAUCCAAAUUACAUUAUUUCUUUUAUCAAAUUAUUUCUAGUAUUAAAUUAGCAAGUAUAUUAAAAAAUACCAGGCCUUGUUUUCACUUAAUAAGGCUUGGUUUGUGAAGUCUAGAAAUCAUGAUUGAUAAUUAAUUUGAGCAUAUUUCUUUGUGAAUAUGGUUUCUUAUUUAUUUUUGUAACUGUAUUGUUUUCACACUUUGAGGUUACCCCUUUCGGUAUUUCGGCACCCAUUAAGAAAUUGCCUUCAAUACCAAGCAAAGGGAAAUAACUUCCAUUUGACCAAAAGUUACUGACUUAAACAAAUUAUUAAAAAUAACUCUUUCAUCCAGUCAUAAAAAAUUACUGAUAAUUAUAGAGAAAAGAUUAAUUUAUUUAAAUCAAGUCUCCAUUAAGACCGGUUAAACCUAAAAUUCUUCACUCUCAAUUGAACGCAAUUAAUUAGACCGGUCAGAUCUAUAAAUAACAUCGUCUGAACCAUCUGGGAUAUCAAAUGUUGAACUAAUCUAAUACCAACAUCGCCAUUAUAAUGAUCUAUUUCUGCACCUAUUUUCGCAUUAAAUUCAUCACCGUUGACACUAACAGCCUACUUGCAGUUUAAAGCCACCUAGCAGGGCAAACGCCAUUAAGGUUAGAUCUACUGGCAGCAAAGCACUUUUUUUUCUUAAAUUGAAAGUAGCAAUAACAAAAAUCAAGCGCACAUCCACCAAACCAACAAGACAAGAGGUUAUAUGCAUUUUGUAACUCCUUAAAACUAGGCAAAGAUGAAAAUGACUUGUUUGAACAGGAUUAAACCAUAACGCGACUGAAGCGUAAGGGCCGGAAAGCCGCAAUAUGACUGAAAGGAUUAAACUAAAAAAUUAAUUUAAAAAAAUUAAAUAAAAUUCAUCGAGAUAAAACAUUGAAAUAUUUUUAUAAUAAUUUUUUUUUCUCUCCAGUUUUUGGGUGUGGUGUGGGCAUCCUUCAGUGCGGGCUCACUGUUGUGUGUUCAAGAACUUCAGCACAAGAAGCCUUUACUCUUGUACCCAAUAUUUUUACUGUACGUUUAUUUUUUGUCUUUGUACACAGGAGUUUAAAUUUUACCAAAGGCGGAAAAAUUGCUUAUGAGAUUUUAAGUAUGCGACUUACAUCAUGAUAAUGUUAUGUUAUCACCACAAUGAAAUUUGGUAUUGAGUAUUAGGGGUAAGUUGCUAUUUGGCAUGUGAAUGAUUUUUGGUUGGUUCAUAAAAAUGUCCAUUGAGAUGAGGAUAGAACACUUUUAAAUGCUUGUUUUAUUUCCAGUUACAAAAUAAACAUUGCCUUUUUAUCUGGAUUUGCAUAAUCUCAAGUCCAGUUUGACCUAAUUAUGACUGUAUUGGAUUAUAAAAUUACCAUUGAGCCAAAUACCAAUCCCUCAUGAAAUGUGCUUUUCAACUGAUGCAAAUAUUUAGUGAGUAACGAGAAUACAGGCACUGACUAAGCCUACACCUUACUAAAUAAUGUACAAUCAUUAUACGUUGUUACUGUAAAUAUAUGGUCUACUGUAAAUAUUGGGUCUAGUUUAGAGGGUUACACUGAUUAUAUUUUGGGGGUUGCACAUUUUAAAGAAUGCCACAGAGACAAAGUUACAAUCAGUUUGUUUUUAACUUAGUGGCCAUUAUCCUCAGAUGAUCAUUCAGCAAAGGGUCCCAUCAAUGGAUCAGGACUCUUGCACAGUUUGUUUUCAGUCACAAUUUUUCCUCUGACACAAUUUUUUUAGUCACAAUUUAUUUCCAGUCACCAAUGUGUCCCCUCUGUGUCUCAUAACAGGUCACUUCAUUAACAAGUUGAGUAGAUUUAUUGGAGGUAUUCAUCUUUCUAUAUUGGCAAUGCUAUGUAUAUAUAUGCUGUGAUUAUUAUCAAUCAUCAUUGUCUAUUUAUUUAAAUCACCAUGUCUUUGGAAACAAACAGCAUUCUUUUUUUUUUCUUUUUUUUUUGUUAACUUAUUUUAAAAAUAAAAUUAAAAUUUUUUUAAAUUCUUAAGGCAUUUUUUAUGUUUAUUUAUGCUGUGAUUAUUAUCAAUCAUCAUUGUCUAUUUAUUUUAAUCACCAUGUCUUUGGAAACAAAUAGCAUUCUUUUUUUUUUCUUUUUUUUUUGUUAACUUAUUUUAAAAAUAAAAUUAAAAUUUUUGUAAAUUCUUAAGGCAUUUUCAAUAUUUCCCAGUGGGCUUGAUUUAAAUUAUUAUGAGUAUUAUUUUGUAUAAAUAAAUGAAAAUUAAUAAAGCAUUUUUGUAAUUUUGUACAACACAUUUUACUUUUUAACUGGUAGUAUCAUAAAGUAAAAUUACAAAUCAAUAAGUGCAUUAGUAAACACUCUAAUUUUCCAAUUUUUUUUAAAGUCAGGUGCCCUUUCUUCAUUAGAGACGCUACAAAUGCAUUGCUGAUCUGUAAUUUUAAAGUUAAUAUAAAUAAUAUAAAGAUUGAAUGUACAAAAUUGUCGAAAGAUUAUUUUCUGCACCUCACAUGCUGCCCCUUAACACCAAGCCUUUACAUAGUCGUAUCAUAUAAUUAUUGAGUAUGCUUUAAAAGGAAUGUUAACACUGCCUACACUAUAAAAAAACAAAUAUCUCUCCCAUCUUGGUAUCAACAACAGCUGUGCUCAAACAGGUUGUACUCAAUUCUUGAAUGGAACAGGUGGCCAAGUGUCCUAUAUUCAAAGUGUAAUCGGGUGUUAAAGAUAUGAAAAUGUGUUCAACAAAUACAAAUAACUGAUGUUUCAGGAUGGUCAGGUAGUAUCAAGUUCUCAGUAGUGUUCGGGUUUGAUUUAAGUUUUGUAACAGUGAUUCCCAAAUAUUCUACGAUGUCCAUCUGGUUUAAACCCCCUCCCCUAGCCUGUCAUGAGCCACUCUAAAAAGGCAGUAAUCACAAUGAGACAUUGAGCCUUUUAGAGCCGUUACAAAAUGAUCAGCUGAGAGAAAUGUGCUUUCACUAAGUAUCAAAGGGCCGGUGAGCAGAUAAUGACAUUGGUAAAAGACUUGGUUGUAUUCCAUUUUAAGAUCACUUUAGAAAAAAAAAUUGGGCUUGAUGGAAGUCUGAUACAAGAAACUGCAAGAUAAGUGUUAUUGUUAGUAAUAUUUAAAUAUAGUGUAAAACUGUAAUAAUCUAUAAACUUAAAUACUGACUCAUAAAAAUUAAUAAGUGAAAGCUUUUCUUUUGUUGUUUUUUUUAAAUCUGCUUUCUUUUUUUAGUUGGGUUGUAGGAGCAUCUUGUUUUCUUGAAAAUAAAGAAUGUUUGUUUUUUUGUUUUUUAACUUAAAUUUUUAUGACUUUAUGAACAUGCAACUCUCUAAUUAAAUUGUUUUUUUAUUACUAGGA